AGAGGAGGCGGCGGAGCGUCCCAGACAUCAGCAUCUCUGUCUUGUCUCAGAGCCUGCUGAGAGUGGACACAAAGGACACAUGUUAAUGAGCAUGACCAGACUGCACCAGUAGAGGGAUGAUAGGUUACAUGACACAUUUUAAACAGUGUGCAGCUGCAGAUUAGAAGAGAGAGAACUUCACAUAGUCUGUGAUAACCACAGAGAACAGGAUUAGCCGUGCAGCUCUGCCUGCCUCGGCUUUGAUGCUGCAGUUGCACCGUUUUGAAUAAUUCGGAUGCAGUUCCUUUUCAUCUGAGACUCCUCUGUUCAUUUUAUAUAAAUAGAGGGAAACGCUGGGCUCACACACACACUCGCACAAGGAGGGGGAGUAACAAAUAGAGAACGAGGGAGAGAGAGAGGGAGAGUGGGAAUCUGACACAGCAAUCCUUAGCACCCCUCCGCACUUCACCUAUAAAUAGCAGCAGAUUUUCUAUCCUCCAGGAGCCUCCACAGAGGGAUCCAUGAAUGUUAAAUUUUUUCCAUUACACAAACCUGCAACCCUUCUGCAAAGGGGGACAAAUUCAAACAGCAUAUAUGCACAUUAAAGCAAUUUUUGCAUGAGUUAAAAACUAAGCAAAAAGCAAGUGUUGCUUCGAUCAAUGAUCAGCUGAUAAUCAAUGUCUGAUCAGGUGAAAGAAAACAGAGAGCUGUAGUGUUGUUGACAGGGUGACACCCUUUCAUGUUGCUUGAGUCAGAGAAACGUCUGAGAGGGAAUCAGCGCCCAGCCCUGCUCAUCAGUCCAACAAUGUCACUAUGCAACCCACUUUUUUUUUCUUUUUGGCCUGCGCACCUCCUCCGUGAUCAAUACAGUUCACGCACUCUCACAGUAAGCUCGUGCAGUCCAGAAAUGUAAACACACUGCGGUGCCGUAUCAAAUUUCACACAAUUUCACUGCAAGGGAAUGAUAAUUUCUUUCGUGCAUUAUUACCUGCAAUCGCGUCAUACAUCACUUCAAUUCGCUAAAAUUAAAAAAACUACAUCUACCUUCCACAGUUCAUGACGGAUCCUCGUGCCUGUAGACGCAGAGCUGCAGCUCGGGUACAGAUUCCGGAGAGUCUCGUGUGUUGAGCAGGCUGAAGGAGAGGAGAGGAGAGGAGAGGCUUGUUGUUGUGCAGCUCAGCGUCACUGACUCCAAGUCUCCGUCUUCUCUACGUAUGUCCGCCUGCUGCUCUUCAACAGCUGACAUCUAGUGCUUCACACCUGCACCAUCAGAGAGGAGCACCUCAAAUUACAGACAAUUCCUUAAAUUAUCUGAAAUCAAUAUUGAAAAGUAACGGAUUACUUUUAUUCAUGUCACUGUAAUUUGAUGUUUUUAUGUUUUUGUUUUUUUUUGGGGGUAGUUUUAGAAACAGUACUUUUAUCUAAGUGUCACUUUUAUGGGCUCUAUUGUAGUUCUACUUCUCAACAUUUCAGCCAGUAGGGGAGAGUGGGGUAAGAUGAGCCAUUUUUCUUAUUUCAGAUCACUACAUCAAGGCAAUCAUAGUUUUGUCUCUAACUGGUGUAGCUGCAUAUAUUUCAAGAUGUUGUGCAUCCUUGCAAACCAACAGAAUGAGUGUAAACAUAACUUUCUUGAUAAUAUAGCAUGCAAAAAAAAAAAAAGGGGGCUAAGUUGACCAUAGGAGCGGGGUAAGUUGAGCCGUAUCCCUACCACCUCCCCACUCUCCACCUCAGCUUUUCGUCACCUUCUCUCUCCCUAAAUAACAGUCACUUCUUCAAAUUCAUGUGUAUUUUUAUCUAUUAUACACUAUUUUACGGUGGCUGAGAACUGCCACUGCUGCAAAUAAAAAAGAGUGCCAAAAAAAUGACACCACAAAGAAAAUUACUGAUGCAAAGAAAAGGAAAGAAACUAAAGCCCACCACAAAUAAAAAAAAGAAACAGUGCAGAUAUAUAAAAAAAAAAAAAGAAAAACACACAACGGAAGUUAAUGUCACAAAAGAAAAAGUGGUGAUGCAAAAAAAAAAUAAAGUUACUUACUGCAAAAAUAAAAGGAUGCAAAUUUUAAAAAAAAAGCCACAACAGAAGUGAGCUUCCAGGGACCAAUGAUGAUAAUGCACCGAUGUUUUACGGUCUAGGCACAGAAGACGACGGCGAGAAGAUGAGCAACGAAGUUAGUGGAAAGGUUGAUGCUUGAUUUUUGCUUGAUUACGAAUAUUUCACAAUUUCGCGUUCUAUAUUGGCGUCGGUCCCGGUGUGUAAGGACCUUAAAACGUGUAACAACCAAUCCCGGUCUCCCCCAAUUUUUCUGGCUGAAAGGUGAAACAUAUUUACGCUGGUUGAAAAAUGCCGUUAAAACAAAACUUAAAGAUAAUAAUAAAAAGAAAAUACCGGAUAUUUUUUUGUAUCAAUUUGAGUUUUUUAGUUUUUUUGUGCAUUUUGUUCAGGCAGCCGCAUUUGACGUCAUCGCGUUUUCAGGACCCAGCCCAGCCCAACAGGAAGACUACAGAUUUUUGUUUCUUAUCUUAUUGAUACGAUGAUGCGGAUUUGCUGCAGUCGAGGCUGAAUAAACACCACCAAUAUUCUUACCUAUAGGCGAACGUGUUAUUAAAAUGCCCUUAUUUGAUGGUUUGGGGAGCGGAGGAGAGAAGACUGCGAUCGUUAUUGAUUUAGGAGCAGCGUACACAAAGUGAGUAUUUAGCACAGCAUGCUAACGUGUUUAUAUCUGACAAUUGAAGCUUAAACGGCCGGUGUGGGUUUGGAUAUAUGAGGCAGGUUAAACUUAGAGAAACAUUUCAAAUACUUACAUCUAUUUUCAUAAGAUCAGACAAGUUUCAUCUUAAUUUUCUAUCGUGUUCCCACCGUAUUACCUGCUGCUCCACUGACCUGAAUAGUUUAAUCUGCUAAUCUGAAGCCUGUCACACACUUCAAAUUACUGCACCUUUUACUUUACCUCAAACAACUCAACAGCAAAUAAAUAGAAGUGAUAAAGCAGCAAGAUUUUGACUGGGAGUGAAAUCAAAGGACUUUUGUUGGAGGAGAGGAGAUGCAGGCCGUGGGCAAGUCACAUGAAGAUCAAGAGGACUGCUCCCUCUCUUUAUAAUUUAAUAAUGAUGUCUCUGUCUUUGAGUUUACACAGACCUGCAGUUUUUUUCUCUGUAUUUUCAACCUACUCCAAAGAUUUUUCAGUAUUUUAAAGAGGCUGAUUGUUGCUCAUUAAAAUGUUGUGGCUCAGUGCUGAAGUAGGUUUUCUCUCGAUCAGAAGGAUUUGAUCCCAGGUUCUACUGUCCACAUGCUAAAGUGUCUGCUGCGAAAAAAAAAAGAACGCUACUGCUGCAAAUAAAAAAGAAUGCAAGAAAAAAAACACCACUGCUGCAAAUAAAAAAGAAUGCAAAAAAAGAAGCUACAACGGAAGUUAUAGAUGCAAAAAAGAAAACAAAAACCGAAGCCCGCUGCCAAUAAAAAAAGAAACGGUGCAGAGAAAAAGGAAGAAAUAAGCCGCAACGAAAGUUACAGAUGCAAAAAAAUCUAAAACCGAAGUCCGCUGCAAAUAAAAAAGAAAUGGUGCAGACAAAAAAAAAAGCCACAACGGAAGUUAACAACACAAUAAAAUUGCAAAAGAAAAAAAGUUUCUUGCUGCUAAAAUAAAAGGAUGGAAAAAAAUAGCCACAAUAGGAGUUAAUGUCGCAAAAAAUUGGCGAUGCCAAAAAAAAUAAAAAUUGUACUGCGAAAAUAAAAGGAUGGAAAAAAAUAGCAACAAUAGAAGUUAAUGUCGCAAAAAAAUUGCCAAUGCCAAAAAAAAAAAAAAAGUUUAUUGCUGCAAAAAUAAAAGGAGGGGGGGAAGCCAAAACAGAAAUUAAUGACAAAAAAAAACAGGCGAUGCAUCAGAGUAUGAACUGUGAGUGUGAGCGUGACGUGAUGUAAAAGCAUUUGUUAGCAUCCUGCUGCCUUGCUUUUUUUCUACCUAAGUAUGUCCUUAAGCCUUAAAAAGGUUAAUGUCUGCAUUCAUCUUGUACAUGAUAUCAUUGAACUAUGAUAACAGUAUAUCAUGCAUGCAUUAUCUACUCAGUAGUAAGUCUACAGUUGUCUUUCCUUGCAGAUGUGGCUUUGCAGGGGAAACGGGGCCCAGGUUCAUAAUUCCGAGCGAGAUCCGGAAACCGGGUCAGCAACAGGUGAUACCUCACUGCUUUGCAAAGUGUGAUUGUUUGGGAGGAUUGUGGUUUGUUGACUGAUGUUUAAUGAAUAUGAAUGUGAUGUCCUGCUUUCAGGCCACCAAAGUGGUUCAGUACAACAUCAACACAGAAGAGCUUUAUGUCAUCCUCAAAGAGUUUAUCCAUUUGCUGUACUUCAGGUGAGACUCCUACGCUUUAGUUUCUAUCCUCAAGAAGUGAGACGCAUAAUUUGUCCUAAAUGUAUUCAAGAAAAUUAAGUGGUCUCUUGAACCAACGUUUUGUCUCAGGCACCUGUUAGUGAAUCCUCGAGACAGAAGAGUGGUCAUCAUCGAGUCCAUCCUCUGCCCGUCGCACUUCAGAGAGACGCUCACCAAGGUUUUCUUCAAGCAGUUUGAGGUAAAAACAAAAAAAACCCUCAACUUAGUCUUAACAGUGAGUGUAAGAUACACUUUUAAAUGUUACUUUUAAUGUUGUUUUCCAGGUCCCCUCAGUUCUGUUCGCCCCGAGUCACCUCAUGGCCAUCAUGACUCUAGGAAUCAACUCUGCCCUGGUCAUGGACUGUGGCCACACAGAGACUCUGGUCUUACCUGUAUCCUCUUCAAAGCAUCGUGUAGUCUGAAAUCCAGCUGUGUGGGAAAUAAGGAUUAUUUUGCUGGGACACAGAAAGAGUGGAUUACUGCAGGUUUAAUUUAACCUAGACAGCAGGAAUGGCUGCCUCUUUUUUAUGAAUGCACUCUUGUAUUGUUCUGUGACAUUUCUCAAUAAGUAAACUUUAUUUGUGUAGCACUUUUCACAGACUAAAGAGUCACAAAGUGCUUCACAUAGACAAAAAUAAAAAUGUACAUACAAAUUAAAAGGCCAAGACAACAACAUUAAACAGUCAUAGCAGCCCCAAAACAAUUAAACAAAUGCCUGAGCAAAUAAAUAUGUUUUGAGUCAACAGAAUCAAUUAAGCGCAGAGAGAGAGGACGAUCAUUCUAAAGUCUGGGGGCAACAGCCUGGAAGGAUCGGUCUCCUCUGGUCCGAAAACAAGUGCACGGGACCAUCUUGAAACUCAGAGCCCGAGAGGGGGUGUAAGGCUGGAUCAGAUGACAAAUAUAAGAUGGCCUGACCGUGCAAGACUUUCAAAGUUAGGACCAGAAUUGUAAAAUUGAUCCUAGAGGACACAGGCAGCCAAUGUAGUGCUUUAAGAAUAGGGGAUAUGUGAGUCCUCCUUAUUGGCGCGGGUUAGAAUUCUCGCUGCAGAGUUUUGCAGUAACUGAAGACGAGACAGCUCCUUUUUGUUCAGACAUGAAAACCAACUGUUACAGUAGUCUAAACAUGACGACACAAAGGCAUGAAUGAUGAGCUCCAAGUCAUUUUGCGACACCAUAAGAAGAGUCGUUGUGUUUUGUGUAAACUCUCAGUUUUGAAUUUGCAUCUUUUAACCUUGACUGUGAAAUCAGGUUUAUGAGUGCACUCCUAUACUCCCAGCUUGGGAGGCUUUACCAUUGGGAGGAAAAGCCAUCCAUAAGUAAGUAGCUCUUGCAGAUGUAAUACUGGCUGUUAAAAGAAAAAAUCUAUUAUCCAUUUUGUCCAGGUCUGAGUGUAAAAUUGAAAAUUGAAGAUGUGCCUGUUUCUUCUUCUCGUAGGGAGUUAGAUGGACUCCUAGUGGAGCAGUGUACUGUGGACACAGACACCACCACUGGACAGAGUGUACCAGCUGUCAUCGGUAAUUACGAAAAACACCACACACUUGAAACUUGAACUCUUCGAAUGAACUGCUGAUUUGUUCAACAACCCAGAGAGUAGAAGGCGAACAAGGGCUUUGACCCCGGGUGAAUCAUUUUCUAUUUAUAAGAAGACCUUGUUCCUGCGUGACACUUGAGUGAAUUAUACAUAUACGGUCUAUUUUAGAGUUUUCUCGACACACUUUUUCUCGAACUUGAACUGAAUCAGCAGUAAGAACUCCAGCUGCCGCAGAGUGAGGGAUGCUUACACACACAUGCAUCAAUAAUUGAGACAGACAGCAGGCUGACUCACUGGACUGGACCAGUAAAUGAAGUGCAUUUCUGCAGUAAGCACAGGGAGAUUGAGAUCUCUAUAAUUAACCCUUUAACACUCAGAGUGAUCCAGGGGUCACAAUCAGAGUCUGCAAUCUGACAACUGAUUACACAUUUUCCCGAACACUGGUGUAGCUUCAAUUUUGUCUUUGAAAUGAGAGAAAUUGCUGAUUUAUGCUCAAGCAGACCAAAGAAACAAACCUCAUUGAUAUGUUUGGGUUUACAUUUUAUAGGGACCAUCCCAGAGGAGAUUGUAGAGGAUAUAAAGGGUGAGUUUUGCAUGGCUUUUGUUUCUAUUUACAUUUUUAUUCUUUGUUUUCAUGGGGGGAAUGGAUCAAAUGUCAUUUAGACCAUUUUUUCCUCACUUAUAACCUUAUUUUGGUGCAGUCAAGGAUAUUUAUAAGACUAUUGGUAUAAAAUUCCCUCUUUGUCAGGCGUUUGCUUUUUUCCUCACAUCUUUUUUCUCACUGCAGUGCGAACAUGCUUUGUCAGUGACCUUCAGAGAGGCCUCAAGAUCCAAGAGGCCAAAUUUAACCUGGAUGGUACAGCUGAGGUGAGUUCAAGGUUUUCUUUUAAGGCGGGUGUUUGUGUCAGUUAACUUCAGUCUGUAAACAAACGCCAACACUAACAAAGGCGCCGCUGCAGAAUCAGAUUGAUACUCUACUUCCUCUGAUUGUGUUUGCAGCGUCCAGCUCCUCCCCCAGAUGUCGAUUACCCUCUUGACGGGGAGAAAAUCCUGCACGUUAAAGGAUCCAUCAGGUAGCCUCUCAGACAGCAGCCUUUGUGCAAGUGUCUUAAACAUAGUAAACAGACAAAGAGCUUUGUUUUUACUUCAGUGUCCCCCACAAGAACUAUUUCAGCUUCAAUAAUAAUAAUAAUAAUAAAAAAUAUUAUUAUCAAAUAAAAUAAUAAUAAUAGAUACUAUUAAUAAUAUUUAUUAGUAAUAAUUAAAUUAAAUAUAAUUCAUAAUAAAUAUUAAUAAAAUAAUAAAAAAGUAUAAUAAAUAAUAAUAAAUAGCAUUAAUAAUAGAAAAAUAUUGAAUAAUAAUAAUAAAAAGUAUAAAUAAUAAUAAUAAUAAUAACUUUAUUUAUAUAGCACUUUAAAAACAAAAAAAAAACAAAAGCUCAGUUAAAAACAAAGCCUCCGAAUUGAAGGCUGAUUUCAUUUUUCGUAAACCCAGACAAUACAAGAACCCUACAACAUAAAAUGAGACCAUGAGGACCAAAAUAAAAACGUAAUGUAGGUAAGAAGAAGAAAUGAAAUAGAAAAGGAGGGCAGAAAGCAAGAUAGUAGGUAUAGUAAGUAUAAAAGAGGAUAUUAAUAAUGAUAAUAAAAUCAUAAUAAAAUAAUAAUGAUGGUAAUAUUUAUGAUAAAAUGGAAUCAUAAACUGAGCAGGAAAAAACAAUAAAAUAAAGGACCUAAAAGGUAAAAUAAGAAAAGUAAAACAAAGGCAUUGUCAACCUAAAUGAUCCUGUUUGACUCGUCUCUGAUUAGAUUUUCUCUCCUCUUUUCAGGGACUCUGUGAUGGAGAUCCUGUUUGAACAGGACAAUGAAGAGAAGAGUGUGGCCUCUCUGAUACUUGACGCCCUUGUCAAGGUAAAGAAGAGUUUCUGAUUCUGUAUUCUGUGUGUGUUUACUUAGUGAACUAUUGAGGAUUUAAAAAAAACAGUCUUGACGGGACAGGAACAUUUACUUGGGCCUGUUUAUGAUGUGUGUUUAUUCAAAAUCUUUAUCUGUUUCAGCACAUGCAUGCUGCUGCAUUGUAGUGCGAUGCCUUAUUGUCCUUUUGCACUUCUUUUAGUCCCUCAGUUGAUGCAACAUCAUUUAGAUUUUGCCUCGCAUACGAAUUCUCCCUCUGCUGAAUAACAUGUAAUGCUGCAUUUCCCUGCUGCAAAUCUUCAAUAUCUCCAGCGAGAGGAAUGCAGCAGCCCCGUAUUGUUCUCCACGGUUAAUAGUUUUCAUCUGUGCUGUUGCUAUGGAAACACUCAUUGGCCAUUCAAUGUGGUAGAGUAGUUUUCAUGUGGGUAUGAAGCCUGCCCAGGACGGUUUUUGUACAACUUUGGCUGUAAGAGCAAUACUCUGCUCAGGAUCUAUAGGUGUUGAUAUCUCUUAAGAGCUUUACAUUUUCGACGAGGUGCUGCAGUGGUGUCUGCUUCAGGUACUUUCAUUCACUGCAUCAUCUUCCCUCUCUUUGCACUGUUAACAAAUGUAUUAUCUCCAUCUCAUGACGUCAAAUGAUCACAUGAAGAAAAGAGGCCACAAAUAUUAAUGACCUGAUAAUCUGUUUCCAUGCAGUGCCCCAUUGACGCACGCAAAGUGCUCUCCGAGAACCUGGUGGUGAUUGGAGGCACAGCUAUGUUGCCAGGCUUCAUGCACCGUCUGCUGGCAGAGUUACGCCUCCUGGUGGAGAAACCCAAAUACAGCGAAGUGCUGGCCAGCAAGAGCCUGCGUUUACACUCCCCACCUGCUAAACCCAACUGCACUGCCUGGCUUGGAGGUUCAGAUAUAAAGUUUUACUGAUAUAUUUAUCACUGAACUGAAGGUUGUCACAAUCCCUGUUUUCAUUCAUGUCAUCCUUCACUCAUCAGGUGCCAUCUUUGGGGCGCUGCAGGACAUCCUAGGAAGCAGAUCGGUGUCUCGAGAUUACUACAACCAAACUGGACGCAUCCCGGACUGGUGCUGCCUGAGCACCCCCCCUCCUGAGUCCCUCUAUGAGGCAGGGAAGACCCCUCCUCCUCUGAUGAAGAGAGCUUUCUCCACAGAGAAGUAAAAAACGCUGUAACAUACCUUAACGUGCUCCAAUUCAAACAUUUAAACACACAUCUUCAGCACUAGAUGUUUGUCACGUCUGGUAGUCAUUCCCACAUUUGCACAUAUGGUGGACUGUUGGACGUCUAGCUUCAGUUCUCCUCAGACAGAACAGAUAUUUAGAACCACAGCGGCAGCAUUAAUAUUCAACUGGGACUGAAGAGUUUCAAAUAGUUUAUGUGCUGUAUAAACCGUGUCUACUGUCGUCUUUUUGUCGCAGCAGAAACAUUCGAAAAGUUUGGAGUAAACACAUUAUUAUAGUGUGAUGUAUGAUAAGGCAAAACUGUAAUAACCCAUGGACUUUGUUAAGAAACUAAUUUAUUUAUUGGAUGGCUGUAAUAAAGGCCCUGUAUACUCUCACAGGUGUUUUCAGUUAUUCCACAGCCUGUCAUGCUUCAGCAGGUCAAGGCGUAGUUUUAACUUCUGAUGCUCCCUACCUAACAAGUGUUGUUUGAAACAUCUCCCACAAGAUGUUAUCUCGCUCUCUGUAGCUUUGAAUACAGUUAUGACCACCAAUAAAUAUGAAGAAUUAAAUCAAACAUG
This is a messenger RNA of Xyrichtys novacula (pearly razorfish), 9539 nucleotides long. Lineage: Eukaryota; Metazoa; Chordata; Actinopteri; Labriformes; Labridae. The record is from the annotation of a GenBank genome assembly.